AUGGCAAUAAGCUCAUCGCAUUAUAUAGAUGAGGCAAUUCUGAACGGAGGUUUCAUAUAUAAGCUUUAUACCACUAUGGUUUUGAAGUCAACAUCUGCAAGUGAUGUCUCAGUUUAUCAGGUUGCUGGUACGAACGUUUCUCGGUCGUUACCUGACUGGAUCGCUAAGAAACGUAAGCGUUCGCUAAAGAAUGAUUUAGAAUGGCAGAAUAGAGUUGAAUUGGUUCAAGAUUUUGAAUUCAGCGAAGCUUCAAACAAGAUAAAAGUUACACCUGAUGGGAAGUAUGCUAUGGCAACAGGUACUUACAAACCUCAAAUCCAUCUAUACGACUUUGCCAAUUUGUCAAUGAAGUUUGAAAGACAUACAGAUGCAGAGAAUGUGGAUUUCGUUAUACUUUCAAAUGAUUGGACUAAAAGUGUUCACUUGCAAAAUGAUAGAAGCAUUCAGUUUCAGAAUAAGGGUGGACUUCACUAUACCACGAGGAUCCCGAAGUUUGGUCGAAGUUUGAGUUAUAAUAAAGUUAACUGUGAUUUAUAUGUUGGGGCUUCGGGUGAUGAAUUAUACAGAUUAAACUUGGAGCAGGGUAGAUAUCUGAAUCCGUUUAAGUUAGAUAGUGAGGGUGUAAAUCAUGUUAAUAUUAACGACGUCAAUGGCAUGGUUUCUGUUGGGAUGGAGGAUAGUGUGGUGGAAUUCUGGGAUCCAAGGGCUCGUUCACGCAUUGCCAAGUUGUAUUUAGAAAAUCAAUUUGACUCUGCACCAUUCCAAGUGACAACUACAUCUUUUAGAAAUGACGGUUUGAAUUUUGCUUGUGGUACCUCGAAUGGUUACUCUUAUUUAUAUGAUCUUCGUACAGCGCAGCCGUUGCUGGUGAAGGACCAAGGGUAUGGUUUCGAAAUCAAGAAAAUUAUUUGGUUGGAUAAUGUUGGUGUCAACAAUGAUUCCAACAAAAUAUUGACCUGUGAUAAACGUAUAGCCAAGAUCUGGGAUAGAACCAACGGAAAACCUUAUACUUCCAUGGAACCAAGUGUUGAUAUCAACGAUAUUGAACAUGUUCCAGGAACGGGUAUGUUUUUUACAGCCAAUGAGGGUAUUCCAAUGCACACUUAUUAUAUUCCUAAUCUAGGACCUGCUCCAACUUGGUGUUCAUUCUUAGACUCGAUAACAGAAGAAUUGGAAGAGAAACCAAGUGAUUCCGUGUAUUCGAACUAUAGAUUUAUCACGAGGCAAGAUGUUUCAAAAUUAAACUUAACCCAUUUGGUUGGUUCCAAAGUGCUUAGAGCAUACAUGCAUGGUUUCUUUAUCAAUUCAGAGCUAUAUGAUAAGGUUUCCCUAAUCGCCAAUCCAAACUCUUACCGUGACGAAAGGGAAAGGGAAAUCAGAAAACGUAUUGACAAAGAAAGAGAAUCUAGAAUCAGAACUUCCGGAGCAGUUCAAAAAUCUAAAGUUAAAGUUAAUAAGAAUCUUGUUGAAAAACUAUCUGAAAAGCGUGGUGGAAAGGUUGCAGAAAAAGUCCUUGAUGAUGACCGUUUCAAGGAAAUGUUUGAAGAUGAAAAUUUCCAAAUUGAUGAAGACGAUUAUGAUUAUAAACAGCUAAAUCCAGUAAAAUCCACCAGAGAAACAGACCAAGGUGCUGCAAAACGUAUUAGAGCUCUUACAGCCGCCGAAGAAUCUGAUGAAGAAAGAAUUGCUGCUAAAGAAGGUAAGAAUCAAUAUUCUGAUUCAGAUGACAGCGAUGACGAUUCAGAAUCCGAAACGGACAUCGAAACUAAACUAAGUGAAAAGGACAAGAAGAAAAUUCUCAAAAAAGUAACUGAAUUACAAAGGAAGAAGAAAGAAAGACAACUCGAGGAUAAAUUUGUGAACCAACUAAGUGUUGGUGUACCAGAUUCUCAAACCAUUUUAGCACAAAGCGUUACAUUUGAUAAACAACUUCAAAAAUUAAAGAGCGAAGAGUCCGCCAAGAAAUCUGAUGCUUCGAUACUGCGUCGAAACCACCAUGGCGAAACUGAAUUAACGUUCAUCCCACGGAAGAAAGACUCAAAGAAGAAACGUCAACUGCCAGAUGCUGACGUUGACGUUGAUGACGCAAAGAACGGUAUAAGAAAGCCUAGACUCGACGGCAGAAGAAGAGCCAGCAAAAACGUAUUCCGUGGCAUGUAA
Eremothecium cymbalariae DBVPG#7215 is the source of this 2160-nucleotide messenger RNA. It is a transcript of the gene ENP2, whose product is annotated as ribosome biosynthesis protein ENP2. Lineage: Eukaryota; Fungi; Ascomycota; Saccharomycetes; Saccharomycetales; Saccharomycetaceae. Gene Ontology annotation, molecular function: protein binding. Gene Ontology annotation, cellular component: small-subunit processome; 90S preribosome; nucleolus. Gene Ontology annotation, biological process: maturation of SSU-rRNA from tricistronic rRNA transcript (SSU-rRNA, 5.8S rRNA, LSU-rRNA). The record is from RefSeq and is a predicted model, not a curated record. The transcript has a single exon. The coding region runs from base 1 to 2160 and encodes 719 amino acids.